Molecule: messenger RNA, 780 nt
Organism: Entrophospora sp. SA101
Lineage: Eukaryota; Fungi; Glomeromycota; Glomeromycetes; Entrophosporales; Entrophosporaceae
Source: the annotation of a GenBank genome assembly
AUGAACAAACCAGAAUUUGUCACUGAUAGUGAAUUAAAUACUGCCUUAAAUAAAACUAAUUGGGAAACUUACAUUCAAGGAGCAGGAACUGAAAAUGCUUUAAAAACGCGAGAAACCGAAGCCAUGAACGCUGAUAAAGCCAAUUCUAGCGGCAAAAUCAACAAUAAAGACCGAGACAGUGGAAUUAACGACAAAAACACGGAAACUGCCAUCAAUGCCGAACGUGACCGCUUAAUCAAAUCAAUUGAUGCAGAAAAGGCCAAAGAAGGCAGCGGACCAGGUCCGAGCGGACCUUAUUAUCCUCCUUCCGAUAACGGAGACUCAGGAGGCGGAGGAAGUGAUUCCGGAAAAAAACCUCCUGUUGGUGGACAAGAUGAAAAAAAACCAGAAGGCAACGAACCAGGAAAAGAUGGCGGAACAACCGAGGAAUCCGAAGGAGACAAAAUUGUUCAAGAGUUAAGUUUACAAAGCAUUGAUUCAGGCACAGUAGAUACAAUUAUUAAUCAACUUGCUACUGCUAAUACUAACAAUGGAAAAGAAGAAAAAGCUGACUUAGAUAAAGUUAAAGACAUAUUGAAAAUAGUGAACCAAGCCAAGGGCAAAAAAGAAUACAAUGAAACUGCUGAGAAUUUACACAAAGAAUUAAAGCAAUUGCAAAAUAAUAGCCAGUUAGUUCACCAACUAGAAAGCCUUAAAAAGGAAGUCAAUGGUGCCGUUCAGCAUUUGGAAAAACUAGAAAAGGCAAAACUACAAACCCAACAGCCGUCAGGAAACUGGUGA